GGAGAUAAGGAGAUGAGGAACUCCGAAUUGUAGAUAUAUUUCACAGCCCGAGGUCCGAGAACCCCUCCCCGACGUUCGGACAAUCGACCCCACUCAGCGCCUUCUGCCCCGCCGGAUCCCCAGAAUUCUAACAACGUCAACGACGUCAAUCCUUCUAACAAACUCAGCUCCAUCUCUCGCACACAAUAUUUUUGUUUUGUAACUGUAUACUUCUACGCCCGACAGAAUAGCUUCAACUACAUCACCAAGAUGUCAAAAGACACCAUGAAAGCAGUCGUCUUCCACGGGAAGCUCGACGUUAGGGUGGAGGACCGACCUAUUCCCAAAAUCGUGGAUCCGACCGAUAUUAUUAUCAAAGUCACCUACUCAGCUUUGUGUGGAAGUGAACUCCAUGUGUUUCGCGGUCACCAACCUUCGAAGGGAGACUUCAUAAUGGGGCAUGAAACGACAGGUGAAGUGGUAGAGAUUGGCUCGUCGGUCAAGGUCCAUAAGGUUGGGGAUCGCGUCGUCAUGCCCUUUACGGUUUCUUGUGGAGAGUGCUUCUACUGCCAGCGUGGUUACUCGUCGCGGUGCGAGAAAUCCCUCCUCUUUGGUUGCCCACUCUUGGAUGGUGGCCAGGCAGAGUAUAUGCGUGUUCCGCUAGCAGAUGCGACCGCUGUGAAGACUCCUGAAGGCAUCGAUGAGAAGAAGUUGGUAUUGAUGGCGGAUAUCUUCCCAACUGGCUACUUCGCUGCCGCAAAUGCAUUCCGUGGAAUAGAUAAGGAUACAAUCCGCCAAAGUGUGGUGGUAUUGAUCGGUUGCGGACCGGUGGGGUUGUGCGCAUUGAUCAAUGCUUUGGAAUAUGAGCCCAAGGUGGUGAUCGCUGUUGAUAGAGUAGACAGUCGGUUGGCCUUGGCCAAGAAGUUGGGAGCUGAACCAUGGAAUGACCAGGCAGAUAAAGAAGGAUUGGUGAAGAGGGUCAAGGAGCUUACGAAUGGAAGAGGUGCCGAUACUGUUAUCGAGGGUGUAGGACAUGCAGAUGCGCUCAGAACGGCUUUCGAUCUGCUUAGGCCAUGGGGAAAUAUUUCCAGCUUCGGUGUUCACCAGGAGGAGAUUCCCUGGUCGGGUCCUGAGGGAUAUGGGAAGAAUCUGACGCUCCAGAUGGGUCGAUGCCCUGUCCGAAGCGUUUUCCCACAGGCUCUAGCAAUGCUGAAGAAGAAUCAAGACAAGCUUGACUUUAUGACUGAGAAUGUCAUGCCGAUAAGCAAAGCCGUCGAAGGAUAUGACCUAUUCAAUAAGAUGCAAGUGCAUAAGGUCAUCUUUGAUCCAAGCCAUUAGUGCUUGAUUUAUGUCAUAACGAAUAACUGUAUUGAAAUGCCUAUUCUAACCUGAAUGAAACUUAAUGGAGAAGACCAAUGCACCCAAGCUAAGGAUGCA
Messenger RNA from Amorphotheca resinae ATCC 22711, 1416 nucleotides. RefSeq lists its product as hypothetical. The transcript is spliced from 6 exons. The record is from RefSeq and is a predicted model, not a curated record. Gene Ontology annotation, molecular function: oxidoreductase activity; zinc ion binding. NCBI's taxonomy places the organism in Eukaryota, Fungi, Ascomycota, Leotiomycetes, Helotiales, Amorphothecaceae. Bases 250 to 1317 code for a protein of 355 amino acids.